UUUUGUGUAUCCCUGAUUGAAUGCGUAGAUCUUGUAACACAAACACAUGGUGUUCCACACGGCCAUAACAGCUAAAAUAAGUGAUUUUAGUGAUUAAUAUUCUAAAGUGUUUCUGAAUUAAAUUUUAAUUAAUUGUUGAUGUUAUCCUGAUAUCAGUUAUUAUAUUAUUGAACGGAAAUGUAUUUUUUUCAAAAAUCAUUUUAGGACUUGAGUUCUGUACAAAAUAAGCUUUUCAUGUGUAGUCGAAUCUUGACCACUUUUCUUGUUCGACCAGCCAACUUUAUUUAGUAGCGGUGUGAUCAUAUCAUGGAUUCAAAGGAAGAAACUUGAUAAUUCUUGCUUCUUCGAAAACGGCAAUGACAGAACAUUUUUGUGGAAUAUUCCACACAUUUUUUACCACGUUUCCGUCGUUUGAAUCCUUUAUUAAAGCGAGCUUUAUUUUUCCACGAGUCACUUCAUUCUCUCACGCAUCUCUUAUUCAUCGUCAUACUAUCCCCAAUACUCUUCAAAUUAGUGUUAAAAACUCCGUUUCUGUUGAAAUAAUCCCACAUCCAUUUGCUGGCUUAAGCUCAGGCGAUGUUAAUGGACAAUAAAUGUCUGGACAAAUCCUCAACUGCCUGGGAAAUGUGCAAAACUGGUCCAUUCUACAUAUUUCCCAUUGGUUCGGGUUCGAGUCUCUUAUAAAAUUGCGUAAACUUUCAACAUUUGCCAGUAUCAUUCACCACAACAGUUGGAGAUGCAAUCUGAAAUUCUAUUUUCUUGAGCAAUUUUAUAUCCUGAAUGAAAUUACGUGUAACUCCUCAUCGAACGGUUUCGUUUUGUCAUUAGCCGUAUUUACUCCAUUAUUGGGAGAGAAAUAGGGCUUCUCUGUCCGUAAAAUACUAGACAUUCUCAAUUUCCAUCUGCGCUUAUAUUUGUAAUCAACACUCCUACCUGAAAACAAAAUCUGCAUUUUGUCCAAACUUCAAUAGCAAUUUUUUAGAGUGCCUUCAAAAGUUCUUCCGUAAAAUAUUCCAAACCAUCGCAUUGGUAAUUGGUGCUGAUUCCUAGCGGAUUCGUAUCGGCCUCAAUCUGAUUUUUCUGAAGAACUUUUGGAACUUCAAGAUUAUUACUUUUUCGGUCGUCAGAUGCUGUUUGUAUAAAUUCUCUAAUAAAACUGGACCUGCUCUCAAUCCCAUUUUCAUAUACAACAUUUUUUCAGGUUCAUAUUGGUAUUGCUACAUUAUUAUUGUAUUUAUUUUGGGAACAAUGGUUGUCCAUAUAAGCAACAGGUUUUCAUUUACUUUUGUUAUUAAUUUGAAUUGUUAUGUAUAUUUUGAAUAAUCCAAAAAUUGGCCGUAACAAUUCAUGUAGCAUUUUAUCUGGAACACCCUGUUUGUGCUAUAUCUUUUUACUUUCUUCGAAAUGAUUUACACGCUGUAUUCAGCUUCUGCUAAUACUUCAUUGCAAUUUAUAACGCCAUUCGCUUACCCUGGCUACUGAAUGUGUUUUUUUGUAAAUUAAAUUUUAUAGAAUUACAAACAUUUGUGUAACGUUUGCUUUUAGCUAGGACUCAUGUAUGUUUUUAUAUUAUAUGUUAUAUUAAAUAAGAUGUGGCUCAGAUGUAAAGCUAUAAUAAGUAAUAUUGUUUAUAAUGUAGCGUUUUAUAGAAGCAAUAAAAUUAGUCUUCUUAUUUAAAAAAUUGUAUUAUUCUAAGUAAUAUUUCGCUUAACACCUUAUUUUGGUUAUUUAACAUCAAAGUUUAAAAAGCUGUUGUGUCCUGUCGCUUUGUUUUUUUUCUUGUCUGGCUUUAAGAAUUGUUCCUCACUCCAUGAAAAUUUUUUUAAAGUUUUUGCAACUUUCAUAAAAAUUAAUAAAUCCGAAAACUAACCAAACCUCAUAUUAAUGAGGUUUUUAAACUGGAGUUCGUUUGGAUACAUUCAAAUUUGAUACGCAGUUGCCAUCAAAAGUAGAUCAGUUUCUAAUAGUCACAGUUUUAAAAGAUGUUAUGUGAAUGUUGUUUUUAGGAAAUUAUGGCCAGAGUAUUUGUUAAUGUUGUUUUGAUUGUUCUGAUGUUGAGACCGUCUAAAGGGAUUUCAAGUUGUUCCGAACAAGGAUUUGUUCUACGAACGUACAGAGCUUCCAUACCCAAUCAACAAUAUUGUUUGUCAUGUGCCAUAUUUAGAAAGGAAAAUAUACAAUUGCGACAGUUUUUGUGCAUUGGUUCCAAAUAUGAUUUAGCUGAUCAAAAGAAAUUAUUUAAUUCUAUUCGCAUUCUGCGAUCCUAUUCACCGAUGGAACUGAAAAUUACAGCAGGAAACUUUACCACAUAUAAAAACGAUUUUUCUUGGCGUAACAAUGAAAUUAAGAAACUUGAUAUUUCAGAAAAUGACAUCGGUAUUAUUCCAGAAGCAUUUUUCUAUUCAUUCCCAAAUUUACUGUAUUUAGAUCUAAGCAGCAACAACUUAACAUCUAUAAGCGUACACGACUUUCGAUAUUUAAAUGGCUUGCAAGGAUUAGAUUUGUCAUUCAAUCGAAUAAGUAACUUAACUGAUGCGUUUGAACCUAUUUUAGAUUUGUUUGAUAUCAAUUUGAGUCAUAAUAAGAUAUCGAAUAUUCCGAAAAACCUUUUUGAAAGUCAAAUGCAUUUAGAGAACCUGAAGUUAAGUUACAACGAAAUGGUUCGUUUUGAGGUGGAGAUGCCAAAGUAUUCCAAGUUUAUCUUGAAUGAGUUGGAUUUAAGCUUUAAUAAAUUAGAAAACGUUAGUAUCAAUAAAGAUGUGAAACGUUUAAUUAUCAGUCGUAACAAUUUAACUGAGUUUUCUUUAAAACUUGGCGAGAAUUUAGUCUCGUUAAAUUUAAGUCAUAAUCGACUGGUAAAAAUCGAUGACCAUUCGAUGUUAAAUGCAGUUAAUGUUGCAGAUAUAGACUUAAGUUACAAUAAAUUGCAGAGUCUGCCUACAGGCAGUUUUCGAAAUCAGCAAAAAUUAUCCUCUCUCAACAUUUCCAACAAUUUACUUGCUGAAAGCUCGUUUGGAUCAUACAAUAAUUGGGCGACCUUUUUUUACAAUUUUGCAAUGCUGAAAUCGGUUGACCUAAAUAAUAAUCUGUGGACAUGUACAGAAUUAAGAAAUAUUAUAUUUAUGCUUCUAACACGGUCUGUUGGUGUUAUUCAAGGAAAUUAUCAUAACAGUAGCAAUAUUUUAGGCGUAAAAUGCACCGAAACAUUUACAAAUAAUACCAGCCUUUCUAAUGAAUCUCGAAGUGAUUUUAGUCAAGAUAUAGCUUUUGAUGCAUUAGUGACUGAGCUGGACAAUUUGUUAUUAAAAAUUAAAAAUCUGGAAUCCCAACUCAAUGUCACUCAUGCCCAAAUCAAUGAAACCAUUCUUAAUCAAGUAGCGUAUUUGGACCUGAAAACUAACCAAACCGAACAAGAUUUAACCGAUCUUUGGACACAAAUGAAAGCGAAUGCUAAUCAAAUAAAUAACACAAUCAGCAAUAUAGAGAGCUUUAAAUCAAACAUCAGUAAGGCAAUAAAGGAUGCGAACUUUAACGGGGAAAUUUCUGCUACAAAUAUCAACAACCUGCAUGAAGAAGUUAGAAAUGAUUUAAUCAAAACUGUUAAUAAUAUAUUGCCAAGACUGGUGAAUUUGGAAGAGCGCAUUAAGACUAUUGGUGUUGAAGCUCAUUCUGAACACACAAAUAAAGAUGGAACUUUUCUGAGAAAAACACUUUCGAAUAGUACGGGGACUUUUAACGAAAAGCCCACAGACUCAAACGUUGCUACGCACUUAAGUGGACAAGAUGACACGAUAAAACAAGGGCAUGAGUCGAAGGAAAUAUUAGAACAAAUCCGCGACGGAACAAAUGCCAUUUCAGGAAUAGUGUUUCAGAAUUUACUGUUGCUUUCCAUUUUUGUUGCACUGUUGUACAUCAUAUUUAAUUUGUUUAAACGGAAAAAAAUUAAUGCUGAUCGAGAAGAGCUCAGUCUCGUUCAAGCAUAAUUUUAAUUAUGCUUAAGGUUAAUAAGAGUUGUUCGGGACGAACUAUAGUUAACUAUAACUGUAACUAUUGGGUUGUUCGGGACGGAUUCAGGUUCAUUCGGACGAAACAUUGUCUCAUGUAGAAAUUAUAUAUUUUCCAGUAGAUAAUCACUGGGACAGGAAAUGGGUUGAUAAAAGCAAUUUUACAUGAAGGAGAUCAUAAAGUAAAAAAUACGAAUCACCUCAAAGCUUCAUUAAAGCCGAUAUUAAUUUUUCAAAAAUUGGUUUUUUGUUUGGUGUAACUCAAUUCUUCAGUCCACUGUUACUCAAACAGUAGAGGCCAGAAUCGACUCAUGGAAAAGGUGGACAUUUUCACCAAGAUUUUGCAAGACUAUACAAUUUUUUUGGAUGGACCGACCAUAUUCUCCAGACCUGGCACCUUUUGAUCAUUAAAUUAUCCUGCUUCCUGCAAAAAAGCCAAACAUUUUAUGAACUUGGAAUCGUCUUUCAUUUCCUCGGGAACGAAACGAAAGUACUCGCUCCGAACAAUCCAAUAAUUAAUAAUAUUGAAAUAUUUGAUGACUUUGCAGUUGAAUUAGGAUGUGCUUAGAAUGUGAAUAUGACAAUAAAUAGAAACGUGUUUCUGUUAUUUAAUUGCUUCGACUUUAUUGUAUAAAUGUUGUAGAGAAUUGGAACAUUUUAUUCAUUUAUUCUUAUCACUUCCAAUAAUUUGGUUUUUCAAAUGAAUUCGAAAAUCGUCCAGCAAACAUCGCAAAUGCAGAUAAAUAGCAAUUUACGUGUUUAGUAAUUACAUUUUUACGGUAUCGGGAUGUUAUAUUAGAAUUAAGGCAAUGACUAUUAAACGCAUAAAAAAUG
Dendroctonus ponderosae (mountain pine beetle) is the source of this 4838-nucleotide messenger RNA. RefSeq names its product toll-like receptor 3. The record is from RefSeq and is a predicted model, not a curated record. Bases 2013 to 3983 code for a protein of 656 amino acids. Gene Ontology annotation, molecular function: protein binding. NCBI's taxonomy places the organism in Eukaryota, Metazoa, Arthropoda, Insecta, Coleoptera, Curculionidae. The transcript has a single exon.